UGCUCGUGCUUGUGCUCGUGCCCGGCGCUUCCACUCGCCUGUCAUCAUCACCAUCAGGAGGAGGAAACUCCUCCUAAGCAGCAGACAGCGCAUUCUGUCGCCUCUCCAGCGCAAUGGUUUCUUGGAUCAUCUCCAGAAUUGUGGUACUUGUGUUCGGUACGCUUUAUCCUGCCUACUCGUCUUAUAAAGCCGUCAAGUCCAAAGACGUAAAGGAAUAUGUGAAAUGGAUGAUGUACUGGAUAAUAUUUGCCCUCUUUACGUCUGUGGAAGCAUUCACAGAUAUGUUUCUUUGCUGGCUUCCUUUCUACUAUGAACUGAAGAUAGCCUUUGUGGUGUGGUUAUUGUCGCCGUACACUAAAGGCUCCAGUGUGCUCUACAGGAAGUUUGUCCACCCGACUCUUUCCUCUAAAGAAAAGGAUAUUGAUGACUACAUCUGCCAAGCCAAGGACAAAAGCUAUGAUACGCUGGUGCAUUAUGGGAGAAAGGGGUUGAAUGUGGCCGCCACCGCCGCAGUCAUGGCUGCAACAAAGGGCCAAGGAGUUCUGACGGACAGGUUGAGGAGUUUCAGCAUGCAAGAUCUGGCAGCGUACGAGUCGGACACAGCCAGCUCCGCCCAAACAACGAGAGCGGAAGCAGCAGCUCAGCACCGGGCACGCACCAUGAUGCGGAGCAAGUCUGAGAGCUACACUAAAGAUUUUGACAUGACUGACUAUGAGGUGUUGGGAUUAAACCAAAGAGAGCCAGAGGACAUGCUGACACCUGAUCCCUCCCCGCCUUCCACGCCUUCUCCCACUCCUCCAGAUCUGGAGGAGCAAGAGAAGAGAGCCAAGGGUGCGCGGGGGGCUUCAAACUCUCCUCAGCUCGAGCUCGCAAAAAGAAAAGCUCCCGAGCCUCCUCUUAGGGUCUCAAGGCCUCUCACGAGAUCCAGAAGCGCCGUGUGUUCUAACACCGAAGCCAUGUGAGCGGGUGGGCCAUGCACAUCGACGCCUCCAGCUGCCUCCAGCUUGCUGCAACACGUAAUUUUGUCCAAAAAAAAAAAAAGAAAAAGAACCUUACGUGACUGAAGCGGCACUGCUUUGGAAUUCGGUUUACCAAAGUGACCUCUGAUGACAUGUCGAUACGAUAGUUAUGAUAAAUAAGGACAACAAGCGAGAGCUCCAUGCUGAUCAGACCUGCUCGAGGUUAUUAUGUGUACAGUGUAUUUUUUAUUUUUUUUUCUCUGUCAGGUUUGGUUGGGCACUUGCAUGUGUGUCUCGCCGUGCAUUUUUAGUUUGUGCUACAGAAUGUACUGCAGCUCAUUUGUCAAGAGUCAUGUAAGUCGCCAUGGGUCGAUAAAUAUUUUAAAAGUGCAGAAAAAAUCAGAUGUGAAUCCUAAAAAGAUCAAAAAAAUCAAGUCGCCGUGGUUCAAAUAUUUACCUCUAGUAAAGCCUUAAUGGGAAACAUUAAGUAUCACAUAAGUACAGUUAGGGCCAUAAGUAUUGGGACAGUUUAAAUUUGGAGUGUUAGAAGACUUUGACAGUUUUCACAAAAAAAUGGCAUUUACCAUUUUGGAUUUAGCAAUUUGUUGCAGGGUCUUGGGAAAAUGAAAGUGAGCCCCCCAAUAUUUCUGGACCUAACUAGUUUUUCAUAUUGUGUUCACAUGAAUUCAUUUUGUUUGCACUAUGAAGUAAAUAUCAACCACUGCCCUCAAUUAUAAAUCUUGACCUUAAAAAAAGCACAGGUUUAUCUCAUUAAAUUUGAAUAUCGUGGGGAAAUUGAUUCAAGCAUCACGGUAGUCGUCACUUUCACAGAAGGGUGAAUGAUUUUAACAAUCUAUAGUAACCCUUAUUUUGGUCAUUUAUUUGGUCAUAUAACGCAAAUCACAAUAUCACAUGUUAUAGCGUUAGGUUGUAUUUUCUAUUUUGAGCAUCUCUACUGUGGAUUUUUUGAGGGAGAUUUUGCAGAUUCCCAAUUUCAUCAUAUAUACUGUAUGUGUUUUUUUUUAUGAGAGGCUGCCUGGGACAUAAUUCAAUAUUACUGCUCACAACAUGAGACUAAAAAGCUCACAACUGAAAUGUACUACUGUACUGAAAGAGGUCAUCUUGAUUUAUGACCCUGGCAGACCUUUCAGCAUUUUGUCUUCAUACUUUAUGACGUGACUGAGCCUUGGCAGCAUUUAAAUACGGCUGUCUGUAGUUUUCUUGUCAUCAGUGCAACUUUUAUGCUGACACAAUAGCUUCUCAGGUACAACUGUCUUGUUUACACACCACGCCAUUCACGAGGAUGUUGUAGAUACACUCGCCAUGCACAUCGAGUAUCCUUUAAAUGGAUGUGAUUUCAAA
This is a messenger RNA of Syngnathus acus (greater pipefish), 2321 nucleotides long. RefSeq names its product receptor accessory protein 1 (gene reep1). The record is from RefSeq and is a predicted model, not a curated record. The transcript is spliced from 8 exons. The coding region runs from base 114 to 962 and encodes 282 amino acids. Gene Ontology annotation, biological process: endoplasmic reticulum tubular network organization. Gene Ontology annotation, molecular function: microtubule binding. Gene Ontology annotation, cellular component: endoplasmic reticulum tubular network; endoplasmic reticulum membrane; cytoplasmic microtubule. Lineage: Eukaryota; Metazoa; Chordata; Actinopteri; Syngnathiformes; Syngnathidae.